CACCUUCCCCAAACCGUCACUCCCCCCUCUCUUUCUUCGGAGAGGUUCGUCUCUUCUUCGGUAAAAGAGCAGUCGCCGGCGUCGUUGGAUGAUGCACCUCGCAAGAGCUCCAGAAAGGGGACCGUGUCGAAGACUUGCAUCCGCCAGAACGAUGCGGGUCCCGUCUGGGCCAAAAGCCUCUCUCAGCGGUGUCCAAAAUAAACGGGGGCCCUCGUAGGCCCACCGUUGAGGGAUGAGCGUCCUAGCGGCAUCAUGGAUCCUGGCGGGGAUCCUGAUGGCGCUCUCUUCGGCGAUGUUGCUCACGGAGAACCAACAGCUCAACAUCCUGGUGCUCCGGGACAGAAUAAGAAGGGUCUACCUCGUGCACAGAGAUCGACGCCCCCUGCUGGUGACGGCUACUCCUUGCACGGCGGCUGUCGAAUGGCACGUCUUCCAUAGGAAUGCUACUACGCGCAACGGUGGGGUUCCUGUGGCCUCUUUCUACGGCAACGAGUCCAUGCUGUUCGUCCAGCGGGAAGCGGAACCCGGUGUUUAUGUCCUGGAGCUCGACUCGGAGCAGGGGGACACGAGCGUCCAGCUGUACGCCACCAGCGAAUCCGUCUACCCAUUUGCGCAGCUGCCAAGUGACCCAAAAGUAGACGUCCUCAAGGUGCGGGACGACCAGGUACUGUUCUCGUGGAAGGCGUCGCAAGGAACGCCUGACCUGGAGUACUGCGUGGCAGCAAACCGAAGGGAGAACUUGCGUACCCUGUGUGCUGCGAUCACGGCCCUCAGGAAGCGGAACGACGUCUUCUACGAGUGCGUGGGCGGGAAAACGUGGCAUCGCUUCCACAACCUCCACGUCGGCCAGACGUACUUCGUCGACGUGUACGCGCGCAACAGACGCACCAACCUGUCGACCGCCUAUCCCGGCACCCACUUCGUAGCCAGAAGCCCACCCAGCGUCCGGGUACGAGACAGCCAGACGGUGAGACUGGUGGUCGACCAGGGAGAAGCAGCGGUUGCCAAGUACGUGCUGCGUAAACGCGUCCCGGCUCUGUGGCUUCUGGCACAGUCGUGCUCCGGACCAGGACCUGUCCAGCUGACUGUCUCCCUGGGUAGAAAGCAAGUCCUGGAAGCGCCGGUCAUGGACAGCAGAGUAUUCACUCUGGCCGGUCCCAUGACGGGGACGUACGUCAUCAACGUCACUUCUCCCGUCAGCCACAUGAGAAGAGUUCACGUGGUCCUGAGCAGGAAGUACCGCAAGUUUCCGUAUCCCGCGCUGCCAGCCGACAACCGCGUCAAGGUGAUGGAGUCCUUGACCACGUGCGACUCCGUGACACUGGCUUGGAGGUCCGUGUCGGACGAAAAGGUGCGCUACUGUGUGUAUAAACGUGAAAGUGCGGUCGAACAGCGUGACGAUACGUGCCAGGAGGAGUGGCCCAGGAGUGGUAAGGUGACAUGCCGCAGGUAUCACCGCUUCAGUAGACAGCGCUUCCAAGACGUCAUCAUGCAAAAGGUGAACAGGUUGCGACCCGACGCCAGUUACGUCUUCCAAGUGCUCGUCACCAAGCUGCGGGGCAAGACGCUCCCGUACGAGCCGGUGUGGGCAACGACACCCAGGACCUGCAUGGGAAGGCCUCCCUCGUGAAUGUUGUAUACAUAAGUGUAAUGCCGAGCGCAUUUUUUUAGUCUAGCAACCGUGCUGCUGUCUAGUCACGAGCCAUCAUUAGUGACGCUUGGGGGUGUGUCUAACGCUGACGUUCGUCAAGUGCCAUUGACUGCUAGAUUAUGGGGUGCCAGUGCUAGGCCGCCCUGUAGACUUAGUAGAAGAAAAGUGGAACGUUACUAUGCACUCCUGCUCACGUGUUGUUCGCAAAAAAAAGAAGAAAAAAAAAACAAGCUUCA
This is a messenger RNA of Ornithodoros turicata, 1887 nucleotides long. Its product is annotated as protein NDNF-like. The transcript is spliced from 5 exons. Gene Ontology annotation, molecular function: protein binding. Bases 233 to 1630 code for a protein of 465 amino acids. Lineage: Eukaryota; Metazoa; Arthropoda; Arachnida; Ixodida; Argasidae. The record is from RefSeq and is a predicted model, not a curated record.